AGCAGCGCCAGGAUGGUGCUGCUGGAGAGGGAGCAGUUCCUGACAGAGCUGACCAGCCUCUUCCAGAAGUGCCGGUUGUCGGGCAGCGUGUUCAUCACCCUGAACAAGUAUGAUGGUCGAACUAAACCCAUUCCAAGGAAGGGUUCUGUGGAGGGCUUUGAGCCCUCAGACAACAAGUGUCUGUUAAGAGCUACCGAUGGGAAAAAGAAGAUCAGCGCUGUGGUGAGCUCCAAAGAAGUGACUACGUUUCAGAUGGCUUAUUCAAACCUAUUGAGAGCUAACAUGGAUGGGCUGGAGAAGAGGGACAAAAAGAGCAAGAGGAAGAAGAGCAAAGCAGCGCGGUGAAGGGCACCAGAUCUCCCGCUUUCACCAGCUAACCCCUGAACUGCUGUUUUUCCUUUGGUUUUUACUUCUGGCCACAAAGCUGGGUUUCUGAUUCCCCUACAAUAACUGUUUUCAUGUGAGAUUAGGGUCAUUUUUGGAUGGAAGAAGGGCUGUAGUGUUUACAGGGAAGUUACAAGAAGCCAGUUUAUUUUAGAUCUGGCUAAGUGGUCUGUGUUGUGUGGUUGUAUGUUUCUGGAUAAUAGUUUACAGUCUCUGUAGCCGUCUGUGAAGAGCACUGUAUCAUUAAACCUGUAUUUGUCAGCACUGACCAUCUUUUAUUCCUUUUCCCACCCCAUAAAAAGUUUCUGGCAAUAGCUCCUCAUUCUGGAACGAUGUGAUUAUGAAUAGGCUUUAGGCCCUGUCUUAUGAGUUACUGGAAUUGAAACCUGACAAUUUUAUAAAAAGUUGUGU
Messenger RNA from Balaenoptera acutorostrata (minke whale), 795 nucleotides. Its product is annotated as signal recognition particle 14 kDa protein-like. The transcript has a single exon. Gene Ontology annotation, cellular component: signal recognition particle, endoplasmic reticulum targeting. Gene Ontology annotation, biological process: SRP-dependent cotranslational protein targeting to membrane. The record is from RefSeq and is a predicted model, not a curated record. Lineage: Eukaryota; Metazoa; Chordata; Mammalia; Artiodactyla; Balaenopteridae. Gene Ontology annotation, molecular function: endoplasmic reticulum signal sequence receptor activity; 7S RNA binding. The coding region runs from base 13 to 345 and encodes 110 amino acids.